Molecule: messenger RNA, 2068 nt
Organism: Erigeron canadensis
Lineage: Eukaryota; Viridiplantae; Streptophyta; Magnoliopsida; Asterales; Asteraceae
Product: chaperonin CPN60-2, mitochondrial
Exons: 18
Coding region: 100-1806 (568 amino acids)
Biological process (GO): protein refolding
Cellular component (GO): cytosol; mitochondrion
Molecular function (GO): ATP-dependent protein folding chaperone; ATP binding
Source: RefSeq, a predicted model, not a curated record
UAUCUAUCUAUAUCUAUUCUGUAAGCAUUUUUAUCUUCUGCAACUCAUUUUCAUAGUCUCUCAUCUUCUUCUUCAUUUAAUUUAUCCGCCGCCGCCAUCAUGUAUCGUCUUGCCGCGAAUCUCGCCUCCAAAUCACGGAUCGCCAGAAAUAAUGCUCAGCAGAUUCGACACUAUGCUGCAAAAGAUAUUAAAUUUGGAGUGGAUGCCAGAGCGUUGAUGCUUAGGGGUGUCGAAGAGCUUGCUGAUGCUGUAAAAGUCACAAUGGGUCCCAAGGGACGUAAUGUUGUGAUAGAACAAAGUUAUGGAGCUCCCAAGGUGACAAAGGAUGGUGUCACCGUGGCAAAAAGUAUUGAGUUUAAAGACAGGGUGAAGAAUGUCGGUGCUAGCCUUGUGAAGCAAGUUGCUAAUGCCACUAACGAUGUAGCUGGUGAUGGUACCACAUGUGCGACCGUUCUUACCCGUGCCAUCUAUUCCGAAGGUUGCAAGUCAGUUGCAGCUGGAAUGAAUGCCAUGGAUCUUAGACGUGGGAUUACUAUGGCUGUUGAUUCAGUGGUCACAAGUUUGAAAAGUAGAGCUAGAAUGAUCAGUACUUCUGAAGAAAUAGCACAGGUCGGAACCAUUUCAGCAAAUGGAGAACGGGAGAUUGGUGAGCUUAUUGCCAAGGCUAUGGAGAAGGUUGGCAAAGAGGGUGUUAUUACUAUAUCCGAUGGAAAAACGCUUUACAAUGAAUUGGAAGUGGUCGAGGGAAUGAAGUUGGACAGAGGUUAUAUAUCACCUUACUUCGUCACCAACCCAAAGAACCAAAAAUGUGAAUUGGAAGAUCCUUUGGUUCUAAUACAUGAGAAGAAAAUCUCCAGCUUAAAUGCUAUUGUUAAAGUUCUAGAGCUGGCUUUGAAGAAUCAAAGAUCACUGUUGAUUGUUGCUGAGGAUAUUGAAAGUGAGGCAUUGGCCACUCUCAUUCUUAACAAACUCCGUGCCGGUAUUAAGGUUUGUGCUAUCAAAGCUCCUGGAUUUGGUGAAAACCGGAAGUCAAAUUUGCAGGACCUUGCAACUCUCACCGGAGGAGAGGUCAUAACCGAGGAGCUUGGCAUGAACCUUGAGAAAAUGGCUCCAGAAAUGCUAGGAACUUGCAAAAGGGUCACAAUAUCAAAGGAUGAUACAGUUAUUCUUGAUGGUGCUGGUGACAAGAAAGCCAUUGAAGAAAGAUGUGAACAAUUAAGGUCGUCAAUCGAAUUAAGCACUUCUGAUUAUGAUAGGGAGAAGCUCCAGGAGCGAUUAGCUAAGUUGUCUGGUGGUGUUGCUGUUUUAAAGAUUGGAGGAGCCAGUGAAGCUGAAGUUGGUGAGAAGAAGGAUAGGGUUACUGAUGCUUUGAAUGCUACAAAGGCAGCAGUUGAAGAAGGAAUUGUACCCGGAGGUGGUGUUGCUCUUCUGUAUGCUUCCAAGGAGCUGGACAAUCUUCCCACUGCCAAUUUUGAUCAGAAGAUUGGUGUUCAAAUAAUUCAAAAUGCUCUCAAGGCACCGGUGUACACAAUUGCAUCCAAUGCUGGAGUGGAAGGUGCUGUUAUUGUUGGAAAACUAUUGGAGCAAGAUAACCCUGAUCUUGGAUAUGAUGCUGCUAAAGGUCAAUACGUAGACAUGGUCAAGGAAGGAAUCAUUGACCCCUUGAAAGUGAUCAGGACUGCAUUAGUGGAUGCUGCAAGCGUGUCAUCUUUAUUGACUACAACGGAAGCUGUAAUUGUUGAACUUCCAAAGGCCGAGAAGGAAACACCAGAAAUGGGUCCAGGAAUGGGAAUGGGUGACUACUGAAAGGAAGGGUAACUCUUAACGUUGUAACGAGGCCUAUCAUUUUUUUCCUCAUAUUUUGAGAAAUUAAACUGUACAACGAAUCAAAAUAGUGUUUGGUAAUGGUUGUUUACAUCCAUUCUCUUUACUGAAUUGAGCUAUUAGGGUUUUCUUUAUUUUAUAUAUAUGAUCCUUAGCAAAUUAUCAUAUAAUCAUCGACUAGAAUUUACAACAUUGUAACAGAAUUUUUGAACUGGUGAUAUGAAAUGAAAUAUCCUUCAAUAAA